Oncorhynchus masou masou (cherry salmon) is the source of this 3862-nucleotide messenger RNA. Its product is annotated as RCC1 and BTB domain-containing protein 1-like. NCBI's taxonomy places the organism in Eukaryota, Metazoa, Chordata, Actinopteri, Salmoniformes, Salmonidae. The transcript has 11 exons. Gene Ontology annotation, molecular function: protein binding. The record is from RefSeq and is a predicted model, not a curated record. The coding region runs from base 224 to 1900 and encodes 558 amino acids.
CAUCAACAACAGGGAGCUGCUGACAUUAUCCGAGAGGCGGCGGCAGGAGAAAGCGGUUCAGUGACCGGGAGGCUAGCUACCCGUCCACCGGUAAUAGCACCAAACUAACGCAUCUCAUAGUGUGAAAAGCAGGGAUAGCAUCACCCACCAAGACCACGAACCUGCUCCUCCCUGUAGCCGGGGACACACCCCUCCACCGUUGCAACGGAGAUCAAGGCGCACUAUGGUGGAUGUGACAAAAUGGCCGCUGUUUAGCCUGAUGGAAGGCGAGGAGCUCUCGUCCAUACGACAGGCCUGUGUGUUUGGAACCUCCGCCAACGAGGUCAUCUACAUCACCCACAAUGAUGACGUGUAUGUGUUUGGGCUGAACUGCAGUAACUGCCUGGGAACAGGGGAUAGCCAAAGCACCAUCCUACCUAAGAAGCUGGACUUUCUGAGUGGGAGGAAAGUGGUCAGCCUCAGCUAUGGCAGCGGACCCCACAUCCUCCUGGCCACUGAGGAGGGCGAGCUGUUUGCCUGGGGCCACAAUGGCUACAGUCAGCUGGGGAAUGGGACCACCAACCAGGGGGUCGCACCUGUGCUGGUGUCUGCCGGCCUUCUCAACAAGAGGGUGACGGAAGUGGCCUGUGGUUCACACCACUCCCUGGCCCUGACCAACACUGGAGAGGUGUAUGCCUGGGGCUACAAUAACUGUGGCCAGGUGGGGUCAGGGUCCACGGCCAACCAGCCCACCCCCAGGAGAGUGUCCAACUGUCUGCAGAACAAGGUGGUCGUCAGCAUCGCCUGUGGUCAAACCUCCUCUCUGGCUGUGGUCGAGAAUGGAGAGGUGUACGGCUGGGGCUAUAACGGAAACGGCCAACUGGGGCUAGGCAACAACGGGAAUCAGCUAACACCUUGUCGCCUGGUGGGCUUGCAGGGUUUCUGUGUGCUACAGGUGAGCGUGCGCGAGUGCACACACACACACAUACACACACACACUACCUCCACUACCAUUAACCCCUCUCUUCCCAUCCAGAUAGUGUCUGGCUAUGCCCACUCCUUGGCCCUAACGGACGAGGGGCUGCUGUAUGCCUGGGGGACCAACACCUAUGGCCAGCUGGGCACAGGCAACAAGAGCAACCAACUCAGCCCAGUCCAGAUCAUGGCUGAGAAGGAGAGGAUUGUAGAGAUUGCAGCAUGCCACUCCACACACACCUCAGCAGCUAAGACUCAGAGUGGCCAGGUGUACAUGUGGGGCCAGUGUAGGGGUCAGUCCAUCGUCUUGCCCUUCCUCACACACUUCUCCUGCACUGAUGACGUUUUUGCUUGCUUUGCCACACCCUCUGUCAUGUGGAGGCUGCUCUCUAUGGAGCAUGAUGACUUCCUGACAGUGUCCCAGUCUUUAAAGAAGGAGUUUGACAGCCCAGAGACGGCCGACCUCAAGUUCAGCGUGGAUGGCAAAUACAUCCAUGUGCACAAGGCUGUGCUCAAGAUCAGGUGUGAGCACUUCAGGUCCAUGUUCCAGUCCCAUUGGAAUGAAGACAUGAAGGAGGUGAUAGAGAUCGACCAGUUCACCUACCCCGUCUACCGCUCCUUCCUAGAGUUCCUCUACACAGACAACAUAGACCUGCCCCCAGAGGAUGCUAUCGGUCUGCUGGACCUGGCCACAUCCUACUGUGAGAACCGCCUGAAGCGUCUCUGUCAGCACAUCAUCAAGAGAGGCAUCACCAUAGAGAACGCCUUCUCUCUGCUCGCUGCUGCUGUGCGCUACGACGCAGAGGACCUGGAGGAGUUCUGCUUUAAGUUCUGUGUGAACCACCUAACGGAGGUGACCCAGACUGCAGCCUUCUGGCAGAUCGAAGGCAACCUUCUCAAAGAGUUCAUCAGCCGAGCUAGCCGCUGUGGAGCCUUCAAGAACUGACCGCUGAACCGGCUCAUCUGUCUCCAUCACAGGGGGCUACGCUAGGCUAAACACGCUCUGGUCUGCCAUCCGAUACGAGCCACCAGGCUUCGUUAGCUGUAGCGUCUGCCAGUGGUUGUCUAUUUACUGCAAAGGAUGUUAAGUAGUUACCCUAACCCCUGUUACAGAACUGUUCAGAGGGGUUAUUAGAUAUUUAUAUCGUCUUCCAUCUCCCUCUGUGGGUUGGUAGUUACGUCUUGCAGCUUUGGAGGCCAGAGUAUUUUGCAAGUAUUUUGUCUCCCUUCUUGACAAGUGAGGAGCACGUUUGCACUUUCUGAUAUGGUGCAGUGGGUUCUGGGAAAGCCUGUGAGAUUGAUUAUAUAACUUGUCACUACUGACAGAUAGCGGUCUUCAGUGUUCUAAUUGAACGGUGGGUCUCAGGUUAUUAGAUCCAGUCUUCGGGAUGGAUUCAAUCAGAUCCGCUUUAGCCAACAUCUGCAUAGUGGUUGUUUUUGGGGUGUCGGAGAUGGAACUGCGUUAGCUGUCAAAUCCACAAGUGGUUCCCGGUCUUAUACCUAAAGCGGACAUUGCCAUUGGCUGCACAGUCACAUUAACAGAAAUCCCAUGUAGCCUUGGUUACAAGUUUGAAUACUGGAAUGUGAGAUGUAAUCUUCACCUCGAUUAAGACUAUAGAAAUCCUCAUUAUUUAGUUUCAUGAUUUUUCAAUUUGACUGCCCACCUUCUUGUUCUGAACUUCUAACAGGACUGGGAUGGGUGUGGCUUCAUGACAAUGAUCAAGAGCAGCUGCUCACCGAUCUAAUGGCUCCACCACAGUUCAACCUCCAACACAUCCACCAUGCUGGUGUCGGUUAUUGAUCUGAUUGAACCUAGGCCUUAAUCUGUUAGAGCAAUAAAAAUGUUGUACUUGUGUGAAAUCACAGCAUUCCUAAAAAGAGCAACAACAACAACCUGUGCAUGGGGUCAAUGUAAACUCCAUGACAGAGUUCUUGGAGAACAUUGGGUUGCCUGGGAUUUUGAAUGCAAUAUUUUCAGCCUAUGUUACAGAUGAUUUCAGACAUUUAAGGUAUUGUUACUUUUCAGUAAUGUUUGCACUAUAUCAGCUGUACAGAACUAUUAUACAGAAAUGAUAAUCACCUAUUUUUUAUGUUCAUGAAAGACAACUUGUAGAUAUUUAGUUACACACACACACACACUGAGUGUGAGAAAGCUGGGUGAAGGCUGCUUUGUUGGGAGGAGCUGCUGAGAUUCCAGUUGAGUUGUUAUAUGAUUCCAACUGUCAGUAAUUCAUUUCUAUGCCAAUUCUAUAGAGUGGUGUGCCAGUUAACUUUCCUCAAUAUGACCAAUACAAAUGACCUUAUUGGAUCCUGUUCUGAGGGCAGCACACAGUUGAUAUGUUGGAUAAAAGCUCUGUGGGCAGAGCCUAAGGUGACAGAGUAUAAGUGAGUCAAAGAAAAGGGUGGUGGGCUGGAGGUGGGUGUAAGACUGGUUGCAAAACAAGGGCUCAAUUCAAUCCCACCGCCGAAGUUCAGCGCUAUAGCGGUAAUUUUCGACAUAGCCGACAUAUGCAACGUUUACCGUGUAUGCAGUUUCCGCUACCGCGGAAAUCUUGUGAUGCAAUUUUUACAUGGUUGACAUAUUGGAGAUAAGACAAGUACUGGAAACAGAACACUGAAAACUAUUGCCUGGUAUUCACAGCUGACUUUGAAUAGGCUUUUGAUAAAGUUGACUGGAGUUUAUAAAUAAAUGCCUGAAUUAUUUCAACUUCUCAAAGUUUUAAACUGUCAAGAGAAGUAAAACAAGGUUGUCCUCUAUCGGCAUAUCUAUUAAUAUCAACGGGUUAGAAAUCCAGGGCUUGAAAACAAAGGUGUCAUUGUACACUGACUCAUGUUCUUUUAAAUCAACAAUAUGGAUCCCUGCGUGAUCUAAUUUUUCUAACCUCUGGAUUAAAACCAAAUUAUGAUA